Molecule: messenger RNA, 1339 nt
Organism: Aphidius gifuensis
Lineage: Eukaryota; Metazoa; Arthropoda; Insecta; Hymenoptera; Braconidae
Product: serpin B8-like
Exons: 7
Coding region: 109-1317 (402 amino acids)
Molecular function (GO): serine-type endopeptidase inhibitor activity
Source: RefSeq, a predicted model, not a curated record
CACAAACAACACAAUCUCAACAAAACCACUUAAACAAUUUUAAACACGAUUGCCUUAUUUUGUGUAAUAUCGUGACGCAUCGUUGACCAAAAGAAAAGCUCGAGAAUCAUGCAAAAUACUUUAGAUACAAUGUUUUACCCAACAAAACAAGAAAGCUUGUCAAUUGUAGUUAAAAAUAUUGCGCGUUUUUCAACGAGUUUUUACAAGACUGCUAGUAAAGAUGAAGAAAGUAAUUUUAUUUGUUCACCAAUUAGUGCCUCAAUCGCACUUGCAAUGACAGCCUUUGGAGCAAGAAAUAAAACCGAAAAAGAAAUGCGUUCCGUAUUACAAUUUUGUGGUGAUGAUGAAGUCAAUAAAUUAGGCUACCAACUUCUGGUUGACACGUUUAAUGCAUUUAAAAAUGUACAACUUAAUAUUGCCAACAAAAUGUUUGUGUCAAACAGUAUGAAAGUACAUUGUCCAUACAUUUCCGUAACAAAAGAUUUUUUUAGAUCUGAAUUACAGUUGGUUAACUUCGGGGAAUGUGAGACGGCCCGGAAAAUAAUUAACGAGUGGUGUGAAAAUAAAACCAAUAAGACAAUUAAGGAUAUUCUACAACCAGGUGAUAUUAAACCAUUGACAAGACUGGCAAUCGUCAAUGCAAUUUACUUCAAAGGAGGCUGGUUACAUCCGUUUGAUGAAGAAGAAACAGAUCUUAAACCAUUUUAUAUAAAUAACGAAACUCAAACAGACGUAUUAAUGAUGCAACAAGAAGCCUCAUUUAAUUUUGGUAAACUCAAAAAACUUGAUGCUAAAUUUGUAGAGCUCCCUUACGAGAGUAACAGUGUAGAUGAUGCAAUGAGCAUGUUUAUUAUUCUCCCAAAUAAAAAUGAUGGAUUAAAAAUCAUUGAAGAAAAUUUAGACCAAAUAGAUUUUAGACGAUUGCAUGAUCAGCCAAAACGAAAAUUGGAUGCUUAUGAAUAUCGAGAAUCUGUACUUUUAAAAUUACCAAAAUUUAAAAUUGAAAGCACAAUACAACUUAAAAAUAUACUUAAAGAGAUGGGUAUGAUUGAAAUGUUUGAUGAAGAAAAAGCUGAUUUUUCUGGUGUUACAGAUAAUCAAAUUUUUGUUGAUAAAGUAAUUCAAAAAGCUUUUAUCGAAGUGAAUGAAAAAGGAAGUGAAGCUGCAGCUGCUACAGUUGUUGCAGAAAGAAGUCGGUGUGGAGCAGAUCAUAGGAUAAUUGUUGACCGGCCAUUUUUCUGUGUUAUUGUUGCAACAAAAACAGGCACACAACUCUUUAAUGCUCGAGUUGUAGAUCCUUCCAAUGGUUCAUCAUAAUAACUUCAUAGUGUUCACUUAU